AUGUGGAUGCAUCAGGAGGAACCGCCACAGAGCUUCGUCUACCACCCAAUGGACAUGGAAAGUGCCAUGAAAAUGGAAGAUUCCGAAGGCACUCUCCUUUCUAUACCGACUGCCUCGCCAUCUCCCAUUUCAACCACUUCCACUCACCACUCCACAUCUCACCGAUCCAUCUCUCAUCAUUCUUCCUCGCAAUCUCCAACCAGCGUGCUUUCAAACUCCAACUCAAAUCUGAUCAACACUAUGGUAGAAAACUUAUCGCCAACAAACAGCUCCGGAGAUAGCGAGGAGGACCACCCCACCGACCCUCCCUACUCGCAGCUAAUCUACCAAGCCCUCAAAGAGACCACGGGCUACCGACUCCAACUCCAAGACAUAUACGCUUGGUUUGAGAAAAACACCAACAAAGGCAAAGAUCAAGGAAAAGGAUGGCAAAACAGCAUCCGGCAUAAUCUUUCCAUGAACGCCGGAUUUGAAGCUAUCAGAAGUGAUUCCCCCGGCGGCAAAAGGACCGUGAACUAUUGGAGCCUAACCGCCCAAGCCAUUUCCAAGGGCCGGGUAGAAUCCACAACCCGGUAUCGACGACCAAACCCGAAAAGGAGCGCAAAUUCCGAUCUUCCCACGCCCCGCCGCAACGGUCACGGAGUAUGCCAGCGGGGCAGUGUAAAAUUACAAAAAACCUGGGAAGAGAACCAGUCCCGCCAACAAGCUAAGCAUCACCACCAUCGCCACCACGACAAACGCGACGAGAAGGCCAAGCACCAUGAUAAACACCGCCCAACUACUACUACCACCACCACCACCACCACCAACACCGCAGUAUCAGAAGCAUCACACCAACAGCCUCAGCACCAACACUCCCCGUCCUCGUUGGACGACGGGCUGAUUUCCCAACAUUCACAGCAGCAGGGGGGUGGCCAACAAUCGCCUUACCAUCAGCUGUCUCCCGGGGCACCGGUUCCCCAGAUCUACCCUCGUGCCUUUGAUUACGAUGCUGUGGUUGGCUGUACGGCGGCUUCCCAUGAGAACAGCCCGAUGUUUUCUGAUAGCACGCCGGGCUGGGAACCAAUGAGGAUGGGCGAUUAUGAGUGGUGUUACGCCCCGAAUAAUGGGGCGGGCGAUGGGUCUGGGGACCAAUCGAGUCUCUAUGGACAUGGGCAUGUAAAGGAAGAAAGGUGGGGAUGA
Molecule: messenger RNA, 1182 nt
Organism: Penicillium verhagenii
Lineage: Eukaryota; Fungi; Ascomycota; Eurotiomycetes; Eurotiales; Aspergillaceae
Product: forkhead box transcription factor
Exons: 2
Coding region: 1-1182 (393 amino acids)
Biological process (GO): regulation of transcription by RNA polymerase II
Molecular function (GO): DNA-binding transcription factor activity, RNA polymerase II-specific; RNA polymerase II cis-regulatory region sequence-specific DNA binding
Source: RefSeq, a predicted model, not a curated record